AUCGCCGACGGGGCAACAUAUCGACAUCCGCGAGGCGAUUUUUUCACUCUGUUGUGUGGUGCAAAGUUUAAUCUUCCAUUACUCAAGAAAUCACUUCGUCUGCUCGCUAAAAUCUCUCCUCAAAGAUCAACCCUCGAAAUCGACGCUGCGACGGUAACAAAAACUUACAAUUUACCAUUUGAACGUUUACCAGAGCUUUUUGGUUUUUUUUUUUACUUUUGUCACUCCGUAAUAAUUUUGAGAGCAAGAGAAAUAUGAGAUAAAAAAAAACUAUCUAUCAUGCAAAGAACGCUGGGAGUGCCUGUGCCUUGUUUCAUAUUGACGCCAUUUUCAUCGCACGACGAGAAAAAUGCCAUCGCGAGAGCAUUAAAAGAGUGUGUAUGUGUGUGAAGAAGAGAUUUUCUAUUGCGGAAAGCAUUAUUCUACGCGUCGAAUUUUAUUCCGUUCCUCCCUUUUCUUUUUGUUCCUCUGUCACGCAAAAUGGACGCGUGCAGUGUGAAGUGACAAAUAGCGAAUUGCCAAAAGAAAAUGUUUCCCAACUUCAUGGAUUUCGUUGCGUCGUGACGCCGUGCGACUUGUGAAAUCAAUCGAAUAAAUAUACAUGCAUUCUUGGGGCCCAGAAAUGCGCUUCUAUAUCAAAUCUGCAAAGUGUGUGAAAUUUCUGGGCUUGCUGCGAUUCAUAUUGCGAACAUCGUGAAUUCAAAUUUUUGCCGGUGGCCUUCAAAAGGCCCCAAAAAUAGAAUUCGGCGUGUGACGAAAUUUUGUGAUUGUAUGACAUAUCAUAAAUUGUAUUUCUGCCCAUCUAAAAUCUUCGCGCGUCUCGAUUUUUAUCAGUCAAUAAAAAAAAGAAGCAAAAUGAAAGAAAAAAGACAACUCUUCACAGCAAAGCAAAGAAAAAAUAUGAGAAAAAUAUCAUCGCCUUUAUUUAACAAGUCACAAUCACGACAAUGCACUAAAAAAAAAGCCUCUUUGAUAGAAUUAAUUUUGUUGAAAAAAAAAUGUAAUGCUCAACUUUGUUUCUUUAAUUCAACCCCCCUCCCCGCCACCCCCAAUAAAAAAAAAUAGGAAGUGAGAGAGAGAGAAAAAGAACCCUUUUUCAACUGCCUCUGCAUGUUUUUUAUUCUCUUGAGACUAUUUUUUAUCACUGUAUUUGUGGCAUUUUUAGCAGUAAUUUCUGUUUAACCAAAUUCAGUCACACAAUGUUUGUGCAGAAAACCUGCCGUAUUUUUUUUCUUUCUCAAUCACUCUUAGAAGUUCAUCAAACUCCAGCCCUGACAUAAUUCUUUCUCUCUCUCUCUCUGUUUUUGCCCGAAAAACAAAAUUCGCCACAGAGAAAAUGCGCAACUGAAUGAAGAUGAAUUCUUUUUGAUAUACUGAAAUUUCUCUGAUAUUUUUAGGCUAAUUCUCGGCACAAAAGUAGUUAACACGCAAGAUAAGGAUUUGCUGAAGCGCAAAGUGUUUGUUUUUUUUUUGCAGAGGGGAAGAAAGAGAGACAUUAAUUGUUGGGCCUUAACAAGAAAAUCUCACAGUGAAGAAGACAUAAAAUGCGGAGUGUAAUUUCAGUAAUUCAGAGCGCAAAGAACCUCAGCAAAAGCAACUUCUUAUCUACUUUUGCGCCUUUUUUUGCUUCCUCUCUUGAUAAACUGUGCAUUUUAUAAGGGGGAGCAAAUAGAAAUUCCUAUAAGAUUGUGAAAAUUCGUCGUAUUUCUAUUAGUCACUCAAUGGUUAAAUUUACAUUCAGCAUCACAUUUUGCCUCUUGAGAUCAAGACUUUAUGAUUAAUCAAGGGGAGAAAGUCAUUAGUUGAUUACUGGGGAAUCUUAAUGGUCUCAAUUAAAUAUUUAAAUAGUGAUUUUUACUUUAGAAUAGUGAAAAAUUUCAAAAACAAUAGUCAAAAGUGAUUAUUUUUCCAAGUAAAAUUGCAAAAUAAUAAAAGAUUGAAUAUUUUUCACAAAAUAUUUAAUAAAAAUUUAAAUUGAAAUAGCAAAAAUGUCACAAAGUUUGCCACAAUCUGGAUUCGAACACCUAAAAUUAGGAAGAAAUCCAGGAAAUUCAGUGAUUUUAAAGUUUAAAUUGCUGCCCUCUGGUGGCAAUAUGUGGAGAAAAAAAAUCAAAUAUCUUAAUUUUGAUUAAAUUAAAGAAAAAACAUUCACAAAGGAUUCUUUAUUGUGGCUUUGAACAAUAUAAUGUUAUGAACUUCUUCACCAGUUGCGCAAAUUCUCAUUUCUCUCACUGUAAUUUGAGAGCUCCUGAACUUUCUCACGUCAUUUGGGGGGAAAAAAGCAUGAGCUUUUUCUUCCCUUUUUUUCUUUCAUCGUCAUACAACUUUUGAGGGAAUUUCUCUCCUUAGAAAAAGAACAUUUUCACUAGUGUUUUCCCCCCCCCCCGCUUCGCGGUGUGAUUGAAAUAUAAGUUUAAGACUGUGUGAACAAAUGCUGUGUCGUUUGAUUUUCCCUCCUUCACUUCUUGUGAUUUCCCUUGAUUUCGCUGCUAAGGCAAAAAGAUAAAUCAAAUGUUUUAAAAACGUCUGAACAAAACAAACUCCUGACGAAGAAAACACGCACACAGACCUUUAAAAAACCAUGUCCAGAAAUUGUGACUGAGCCAAUAAAAAAAAACAAACAACAAAUAGCAACAAGAUGAGCACAAAGAAAACCAAACCUAUGUCAAAUUUCACAGUCGACGCACUCUGAACUUACGCACUGCGUUCAAACGACGAAACCCGCUACGCGACGCUAAGAAAACAGGCAUUUUGAGGGGCACCCACUUCGACAGGCCCUUCAAAGCGCUCCCAGUCCAGCUGCACGGCGUCCUCGUUGCAGUGCGCCGCCUCAUCGCAUCGACGUCAAGUCUUAUAGGUAGAUUUCAAAGCGAGAGAGAGAGAGAGAGAGAGAGCCUAGCUAUGGGCGAUAUUCGCGGCACACGAGUCUACGUGGGAAAUCUCACGGACAAGGUGAAGAAGGAGGAUCUCGAGGGGGAGUUCAUCAAGUUUGGCAAGCUGAACUCCGUCUGGGUGGCCUUCAAUCCGCCCGGCUUUGCGUUCGUGGAGUUCCAGAAUCAGGACGAGGCCGAGAAGGCCUGCGACAUCCUCAAUGGCACGGAAGUGCUGGGCUCCAAGUUGCGCGUUGAGAUCUCCAAGGGCCGGCCGAGGAGCUCGCGCGGCGGCCCCGGCGGCGGCAAGUUCGGCGGCCCGGGCGGUCGUGGGAUGAGCCGCGGCGGCGGAGGGUUCAGGAACGGCGGCGGGCCGCGCCAGAGCAGCGGCGGCGGCGGUGGCGGCGGAUUCCGCAGCAGUGGCGGACCGGGUGGGUUCAGCAGCCGCAGCGGCGGCGGCGGCGGUGGUGGGGGAGGCGGAGGCGGUGGUGGGUUCCGGCCACGCGGCCGGGGCGGCCGCGGCGGGUACGAUUCUGGCAAUGGUGGCGGCGGAUUCGGCAGUCGAUCGGGUGGAUUUGGGCGCGAUCGCGAUGGCGGCGGGUACAAUUCGUUCGGCGGCGGCGGACGGAGCAACAGUGGCGGCGGCGGCGGAGGCCGCUUCAGGUCACGGAGUCCGGCCGGCGGCGGAGGCCCACGAGGGCGAUUCUAAGCACAGAUCCUCCUUCAGAACCGCGCCUCACAAAUGGUUAAAAAUGGUCUCAUUCUAUAUAUAUUUAUAGAUAUUGCAUUAUUUUCUAGCUUUCGAUAGGCUGACAUUUCAUAGUUUUUGUUUUUCAUCUUUCGGAUUUUCAAAAUUCACCGCUAACGGAGGAAAAAUCAUAGUUUUUGUAUGAUUUUCACAACAAAUAUCAAAUAGACUGCCUAUCAAAUAGUUGAUAUUGCAAAUCUCUGACUUUCGGCUCCCGGGAUUAUUUUCUUUUCCCGCUUGUUUGUCAUCGCAAGAAAAAAAUGCGCAAAGAAAAUCGAUGUAAGAAGAAGAACCCCUUUGAAAAUCUCUCUCUCGCUCAAAAAGAAAAAAAAAAUGCAACCAUAUUUUGUGUGGGACAAUUAGGAUGUUGAGAAUAAACAAACAAAAAGAAGAAGAAAAACAUGAUUGUAAAAUGGAGAAAAAAAAACCGUGAGAAAUAAAAACGACGAAAAUCAGUGUCUUUUCCACGUUUUUUCUGUGUGUGGAAAGAGACACGCUGCAAGAGGGAUUGAUUGAAGAGGGAGAUACUAAAAGAAAAAGAAAAACAGGAAGAAGAAAAUAGGAAGAAACCACCAACAAAUGAAAUGUGAAAAAUUUGUGUGAUUUGCGAAACAAAAGGAGCCCUUUUCAUCUGUGUUUUUUUUUUAGCGUAAAACAAAAGAUAAUAUCUUCAGUCUUUCAAUAAAAUGUGUGUUGGAAAGAAGCAAAUUAAGAAGAAGAAGAGGAAGAAAAAAAAAACAGAAAAAGAUGAGUAACAAGAGUAUUGCAGAAAAAAAAUGUAAAGAGAAAAUUUUAGUGUGUCUCGAGAGAAAAAUUUGAAUAAAGAAAGAGAGAGAGGAA
This is a messenger RNA of Phlebotomus argentipes, 4458 nucleotides long. It is a transcript of the gene Rsf1, whose product is annotated as RNA-binding protein Rsf1. Gene Ontology annotation, molecular function: RNA binding. Gene Ontology annotation, cellular component: nuclear speck. The transcript has a single exon. The coding region runs from base 2902 to 3579 and encodes 225 amino acids. Gene Ontology annotation, biological process: mRNA splicing, via spliceosome. The record is from RefSeq and is a predicted model, not a curated record. Lineage: Eukaryota; Metazoa; Arthropoda; Insecta; Diptera; Psychodidae.